CAUGAAGACAUCUCCGAAGUUCGUUCUCUACCUGACAUGUUUCUUCUUGGGGAAAAUGGGUGAGUUGUUUCAGAUGCAUCAUUUUAUCUUGUCUAAUCACGAGAACGUAUUUAAAUCAGUUAAUGUUGGAGACAACUUGACUUUGCCGUGUUUAUAUGAGGAGAGGGACAAUAGGAUGAAUUGGUACAAACAAACACCGGGACAGAAACCUCGAAUUAUCUCAAUCAUCUACAGAUCCACUAAAACAAUUUCGAUAGCGAAUGAAUUCAAGGACAAUCCACGCUUGACUGUGGAAACUAUUGAUGAUGUGAGUCACCUUAAUAUCUCAGAUCUGCAGCUUUCAGACUCAGCUACUUACUACUGUUCAAAGAGAGAGAUAUAUGUGUUUGAGUUUAUGCAAAGCAUCACUGUCAGUGUGAAAGGUUCAGGGUCUAACAUCCAGGCUCUGGUGCAUCAGUCUGAGAGCAUCCAGCCAGGAGGCUCUGUGACUCUCAGCUGUACAGUUCACACUGGGACCUGUGAUGGAGAACACAGUGUUUACUGGUUCAAGAACUCUGAAGAACCUCAGCCAGGACUCAUUUACACCCACGGAGACAGGAACGAUCAGUGUGAGAGGAAACCCGACACACAGACACACACCUGUGUCUACAACUUGUCAAUGGAGAGACUGAACCGUUCUCAUGCUGGGACCUACUACUGUGCUGUCGCUGCAUGUGGACACAUUGUGUUUGGAGACGGGACCAAGCUGGAGUUUGAUGAUGAAGUGAACUGGUUGGUGUAUUUCCUGAGUGGAGCUUUGGGAUUCACCAUCAGCCUUUUGCUGGCUGUGUUACUGUACAAGAUAAACAAGAGAAGAUGCUGGAGAUGUUCAGAGUCUCGUACACAACCAUCAUCUCUCUCCACAACAAAUGCAGAGGGCAACCAACAUGCAGAUGACCUCCAUUACGUUGCGUUAAAUGUGAACGUGGCCAGCAGAUCAAGACGACAAAGGGACAACACAAACGAUGAAUGUGUGUACUCAAGUGUUAAACUGUAG
This is a messenger RNA of Limanda limanda (common dab), 1036 nucleotides long. RefSeq lists its product as uncharacterized. Gene Ontology annotation, biological process: response to bacterium. The transcript has 5 exons. Bases 2 to 1036 code for a protein of 344 amino acids. Lineage: Eukaryota; Metazoa; Chordata; Actinopteri; Pleuronectiformes; Pleuronectidae. The record is from RefSeq and is a predicted model, not a curated record.